AUGGUACGCCAGUAUAUCAAUGUCCUAUGUAAAAGGGAUGAUAGGGCUACCAGGUUCAAUAUAGAGAAAGGGCCCAGUGAUAAGUGGUUCCGGGGAUUUUUGAAAAGGCACCCUGAACUAUCAGAGAGGGAAUCCGAGGCCCAAGACAGGGGGAGAAGCCAUAUAACAGCACACCUAUGCAUAUCGGCUGAUGGCAAAGUCCUUCCUACCUUUUUAAUAUUCGAAAAAUCACUUCCCCACACCUCCUACAAGGAUGGUGUUCCACCAAAUUGGUUAUUCGGAUAUUCAGAAACCGGCUAUAUGGACUCGGAGCUUUUCAAAACAUGGCUUAGGGAUUUAUUUAUUCCUAAUUGUGGCAAUGAGCGUCCAGUCCUCCUUAUCAUGGACAAUCAUGACUCCCAUAUAAAUGUAGAUGUAAUCAAACUGGCAAGAGAGAAUGGUGUUGAACUGGUAGGGUUACCUCCACAUACCACCCUCAUUUUGCAACCUUUAGACGUUCAAAUUAAUGGUCCAUUAAAACCUAAAUUAAACUCCCUUGCUAUGAACCUUGGAUUUGUCAAUAAACAUCAAGUUUUAAACAAAGCCAGAUUCCCUGCUGUACUGUCACAAGCCAUUGACCAGUUCUGCUCACCUGGAAAUGUGAAACAGGCCUUUAGAAAAGCAGGUAUCUAUCCACUCAACCCUGAUGCAAUAGAUAAAACGCAACUUACACCAUCUCAUAGCACCACAUUAGCACAAUCAUCUCCUACAAUACCCUCUCCCUUAUCACAGCAAUCCUCUUCAUUGGAACUGUCCACCUCAGCAAUGCCUUCUACUUUAGCACAACCUUCUACCUCAGCACUGUCUUCUACAUCAGCACUGUCCUCGUCCUCGGCACCGCCCUCUACCUCUGUCCUGCCCUCUACUUCGGCACCGCCCUCUACCUCUGUCCUGCCCUCUACUUCGGCACCGCCCUCUACCUCUGUCCUGCCCUCUACCUCGGCACCGCCCUCUACCUCUGUCCUGCCCUCUGCCUCGGCACCGUCAUCGUCUGAAAAGUCCUCUACUUCAUCACAAGCUUCCUCUUCCACUUCUAUCUGUAAAGAGUGUGGAACUUUUCUAGGGGGUAACCCACUUGUAACAGAGGGUCUUAUACCUCAAGCGAUGGCUGAUCUUUUUCAACCUGUACCUGCUAAACCGUAUGUUGCCAGGAGAAAGCUUGUCACCGAGUCAAGAGUAAUAACGAGUGGAAGUUUUUUACAGCAACUGGAGGAAAAAGCAGCUGAAGAAAAAAACAAGAAAGAGGCAACAGUUAAGAGAAAGAGAGAGAGAGAGGAAAAGAAACAGCAAAAAGAGAAUGAGAAAAAAGUCAGACGACCGCGAAAGCAACAAAAAACCAAUAAGAAAGAAGUCUACAAAUGUAAAGUGUGCUUGCUGAGUGACCCUUUGGACAAUGAGGAUGAAGAAACUCUCUGGGUACAGUGCUGCCAAUGUGAUAUUUGGUACCACCCAGAGUGUGUUGGCCUCAGCCAGGCAGACUUGGAGGAUGACACUUUCAUCUUCAAAUGUGCACCAUGUCUUGAUGCUGGAGAGGAAUAA
This is a messenger RNA of Pecten maximus, 1578 nucleotides long. RefSeq lists its product as uncharacterized. Lineage: Eukaryota; Metazoa; Mollusca; Bivalvia; Pectinida; Pectinidae. Bases 1 to 1578 code for a protein of 525 amino acids. Gene Ontology annotation, molecular function: DNA binding. Gene Ontology annotation, cellular component: nucleus. The transcript has 2 exons. The record is from RefSeq and is a predicted model, not a curated record.